This is a messenger RNA of Balaenoptera ricei (Rice's whale), 1852 nucleotides long. It is a transcript of the gene DAZAP2, whose product is annotated as DAZ associated protein 2. The transcript has 4 exons. The record is from RefSeq and is a predicted model, not a curated record. Lineage: Eukaryota; Metazoa; Chordata; Mammalia; Artiodactyla; Balaenopteridae. The coding region runs from base 97 to 720 and encodes 207 amino acids.
ACAAAUCGUCACGUGACACGGAAGUGACUACGAACAGGAAGAGGACGAAAAAAAUAACCGUCCGCGACGCCGAGCCGAACCGGACCCGCAGCCACCAUGAACAGCAAAGGUCAAUAUCCAACGCAGCCAACCUACCCGGUGCAGCCUCCUGGGAACCCUGUGUACCCUCAGACUUUGCAUCUUCCUCAGGCUCCACCCUACACUGAUGCUCCACCUGCCUACUCAGAGCUCUAUCGUCCGAGCUUUGUGCACCCGGGGGCUGCCACAGUCCCCACCAUGUCAGCUGCAUUUCCUGGCGCCUCACUGUAUCUUCCCAUGGCCCAAUCUGUGGCUGUUGGACCUUUAGGUUCCACAAUCCCCAUGGCUUAUUAUCCAGUUGGUCCCAUCUAUCCACCUGCCUCCUCCCCCUGGAUGCCCUCCCAAUGCUGCUCAGCUCGCAGUCAUGCAGGGAGCCAAUGUCCUUGUAACUCAGCGGAAGGGAAACUUCUUCAUGGGUGGCUCAGAUGGUGGCUACACCAUCUGGUGAAGAACCAAGGCCACCUCUGUGCCGGGAAAGACAUCACAUACCUUCAGCACUUCUCACAAUGUAACUGCUUUAGUCAUAUUAACCUGAAGUUGCAGUUUAGACACAUGUUGUUGGGGUGUCUUUCUGGUGCCCAAACUUUCAGGCACUUUUCAAACGUAAUAAGGAACCACGUAAUGGUAGCAGUACCGCCCUAAAGCAUUUUGAGGUAGGGGAGGUAUCCAUUCAUAAAAUGAAUGUGGGUAAAGCAGCCCUAAGGAUCUUCCUUUAAUUCCUCCGGAGUAAUACUGUACCAUACUGGUCUUUGCUUUUAGUAAUAAAACAUCAAAUUAGGUUUGGAGGGAACUUUGAUCUUCCUAAGAAUUAAAGUUGCCAAAUUAUUCUGAUUGGUCUUUAAUCUCCUUUAAGUCUUUGAUUUAUAUUACUUGUUAUAAAUGAACCGCAUUAGUUAUCUGCCUUUUCCUUUCCGUCCUUUGCCCCACGUCCUACCCUCAACCCUCGUCUUCCAUUCCUUCCCACCAAUCUCCAUUGAAUCAAUGGUGCAGGACAGAAAGCCAGUCAGACUAAUUUCCUUCUCUCCUUGCACUUCUCCCCACCUGUCAUCUUUUAACUAGUCUUUCACAAAGGAUCCUCUGAAACCCCCUCUGUGCCCCAAGCACAGACCCCAUUACUUCUGCUUUUGCGUCUCCUCAAGCAAAAGUGGAGGGUGCCUUUUGGACCCUCCUCAUAGGUUGUCUCUUCAUACAUGAACCAAAUUUGCAAACCCAAAUUUGCUUUGGUGCCAGAAAAACUGAGCUUUGUUUUAACAAAGGAUGCAAACUGUAUUGUAAACAGCAGUUUGUUUAUAAUUUGAGGGGCAAGGAGGAGGAUGCAUUUAAAAGCCUGAUGACUCUAGAGCCAAAUUAAGGGGAGUUUUCAGAUCAAAAAUUGGUUACCAUUUCUUGUCAGUGUCUGAUGGCAGCCACUCAUGGCUCCCAAGAAUUCCUGAGCUGGGUUAAUGGGGUCAUAUUGUGAAUGCCUCACUACUAAAUGACUUGAGUCCAGUGAAAUCUCAUUAGGGUUAAGAAUAUUUCAGGGAUCCUUAAUAUUUUGAUUUUUGUUCUCUAAAAUUGGAUUUUAUUUUAUUUUAUCUUAUAAUUUCAGUUCAUCUAAAUUUUGUGUUCUGUACAUGUGAUGUUUGACUGUACCAUUGACUGUUAUGGAAGUUCAGCGUUGUAUGUCUCUCUCUACACUGUGGUGCACUUAACUUGUGGAUUUUUUAUACUAAAAAUGUAGAAUAAAGACUAUUUUGAAGAUUUGAAUAAAGUGAUGAAGUUGCAUUACACCUCA